CGUGUUUACGCAGGGUCGUUGCAGCCCGUGUCACCAUGGCGAUGGCUCUUCUCCAUCUUGGUCCCGGUGGUGCUGACCAUCCGAGCCCUGAAGAGACGCAGUCUGGAUGCAUCGGGGGCGCUGGGAGCACUUUUUGUGGGCUUCGUGCUGACCAUGGCCAACUUGAGUUUCUUCUCGUCGCUGCUGGCCUUCUUCGUCACAUCGUCCAAACUGACGCGCUGGGGCGCGGCGCAGAAGAAAAAGAUGGACGCCGACUUCAAGGAAGGCGGCCAGCGAAACUGGGUGCAGGUGUUCUGCAACGGCGGCGUUCCCACGCAGCUGGCGCUGCUCUACAUGAUCGAGGUGAGUGCCGGUAGAAAACCUGGAAAGAUCCAGAAGCAGAAUUGUGGAAUAGUGCGAGGACUGAAGGCCGGCGUUUAUGUCGCCACUUCACAAACCAUAUAAAUACUGUUACGUCCCGUUUGCAAUCAGCCAUUU
Hippocampus comes (tiger tail seahorse) is the source of this 477-nucleotide messenger RNA. Its product is annotated as transmembrane protein 19-like. The transcript has 3 exons. The record is from RefSeq and is a predicted model, not a curated record. Gene Ontology annotation, cellular component: membrane. The annotation marks the transcript as partial. NCBI's taxonomy places the organism in Eukaryota, Metazoa, Chordata, Actinopteri, Syngnathiformes, Syngnathidae.